CUCUCGCCCGCACACAGCUCACACACACCAGCACGCGCUCACUGACGAAAAACACAUCAGCGAAUAGAGAUUUGGAGAAAAUCGACCAGCAGCGUUUAUUAUUUUGUUUUUUUUGUUCUGUUUUUUCCUCGCGGCGCGCGAUGCCUUUGUGGCCGCUCUCGCGCUCCUGCUGGCCUCGGCGCGGCGGAAAGUCCAGUUCGGCUUUUCCGCGGAGCUCCAAAAAUCUAUGAAAUGUGUUUGCAUGUUCGCCUCGCCGAGCGGGGCUGUAGAGGUGGGAGCGCGAGCAGCGAGAAGCUCGAGAGGAGAAACCCGCACGCUCAGCCGCCGAGGAGGAGAGAAAAAACACAUAGACUCUCUCACUCGCUCACACACACACACACACCACACACACACACACACACCACACACACAUACACACACACACACGCACGCACAGACACAUACACACAAAAGUACUCCUCGCUCGCGCUGCUUCAUCACGCUCUUUUUCCUCGCGCGUCUCGCCUAGAGGGAUCCUCUCUUUCUCUCUCUUUCUGUCCCUCGCACACUCGCUUUCUGGACGCCGCUCGGCUCGGACACACACUCGCCGCUCCGGCCUGCCUUGUUCAUAGGUUGCGGAUGUGAAGAUGUGGAUGAGGCCUAAAGUCUAGAGCCAGGUCAAGGGUGCUGGAGGCCUGCCUGCCAUUGGCUGGCCAGUCUGUGGGUCGGAGAGGAGGCUCCACCCUCACCUGGUUACUGAGUGAACUGAGAGUGCUGCCUGGCUCCUACACGUGCCAGUCCCCCUGUCCCCCCCCCAACCCCGCCCCCCUUACCCACGCACACACCCCGUGGCUGGACCAUGUCUGGCGGACGGCCGGAGGGCAGCCGGACACCCGAGCCCCAGGAUAAGGACAAGGAGCGGGACCAGCGCAGCUGCAGGGAGGACAGCCCUGUCAUCGAGCGCCGCAACCGCAGCGGUAUCAUCAGCGAGCCGCUCAGCAAGAGCUUAAAAAGGUCUCGCACGCUCUCGCAGUACACCGCUGCCUGUUCGCAGGCCACGAACGGACUGAGCCACAACGUUCAGGCCAAGAGCAACCAGGCUAGCAAGGCCCAGUCUGGACAACAGCAGCAGCAACAGCAACAGCAACAACAGCAACAGCAGCAGCCAUCCACAGCCUCGGCCCUGGUGCCGGCAAAGCUGGAUCGGACCCUGGAGCAGGUGCUUGAAGGACAGAAUGGCCUGCUCCACUUUGCCCAAGCUGCUGCGCUGCUCAAGCGGGCGGGCAUGGAGCACAUGCUGCUGCCAGGGGGGAUGGGCGUAGGGGUGGGAGUGGGUAGCAUUGGGGCAGAAGCAGGAGCAGGUGACCUUGAGGGUGUGUCAGUAGCUGACGCUGUGGGAAGUCACACAGACUUCCCGUACGGCGUGGGUGGUGGCUUCCCCUUCAACCCGGGCCUCUUUAUCAUGACGCCGGCUGGAGUGUUCCUGGCCGACAGCGCGCUGCACAUGGCCGGGCUGGCCGAGUACCCGGUGCAGAGCGAGCUGGCCUCCGCCAUUAGCUCCGGGAAGAAGAAACGGAAACGCUGCGGCAUGUGCCCGCCUUGCCGGCGCAGGAUUAACUGCGAGCAGUGCAGCAGCUGCCGCAACCGCAAGACGGGUCAUCAGAUCUGCAAGUUCCGCAAGUGCGAGGAACUCAAGAAGAAACCCUCUGCUGCGCUGGAGAUAUCAGGACCCCUGCUUCCCAUCACCACUACUGUAAAGAAAUCAGAGCUGAAGGUGAUGCUGCCAACAGGUGCAGCGUUCCGGUGGUUCCAGUAGGGCCGUGACCUUUGACCUCCAGCCAAAGCUCUGCCAUCAAGUGCAAUGCCAACUCUCGCUCGGACCGCCUCCAGCACCUACACUGGCUAGCAAACAUACAAACCACAAAAAAAACAAGAAAACAAAAGAGGCAUCAGAAACUCCAAGAAAAACAUAAAGAACAAAGCAGAAACGCUACAAAGUAAUCAAUCGAGUAAUGGAUGCACCUACUUAUUCCUUGAACCAAAAAUUAAACAUAAAGAAGAAGAAAUCUAUGGCAACUUUCAUUCCCUUUUAUAUGUUUCCAUUUUGGUACCUUUUUGUCCUUUUUCCAGCAGGUUUUUUCUCUCGCUUAGACAUGGAACAGUUCAUUGCCAAACAGAAAUGACAGACUGAGUGUGGACAAUCAACAAAAUUUCUGUGUUUGGUGUUAAUGUCGUUCAUGUGUGGAAAGAUACAGUACUUGUGUAGAGAAUGUAAAUUUUACGGCUAUAUUUUAAAACUAGUGGCUCAUGGCAAGCACUAUUGUAAUUUAGCACCGUUGUUCUUACUUAAACCUCUGUAUUUUAUUGAUUGUUUCCUUUUUUUUUUAGUUUCAUUUUAAAAUUUAUAGUUUGGAAAACUGAUCAAUGUUUGUCAUUUAAGAGAAGAGGAAAUAUUUCAAGAUGUAAAAAUCCAGUUGAAUGAAAUGAAAGAACAAAUAUACGUUGAGUGCUCCAUACCCAGUGUAUAGAUGGGAUAGAUGAGGACUGAUGUUUAUGUGGAGUUGCUACUACUGGAAGCUCAUUUACCGCCAAACCAUCCAUGUCUCUUAGCCUUCUCGUCUGCGUUGUUUUAUUUUUUUCGGCUGGCAGCCUUAAGUUUCGUUACAAUGUCCCCAAAGUGCAGGAUUUACAGUUAUCCUCCUGAGCACUUGGAGACAGCACUUGCUCCACCCAAUUAAACGCACUGAAAAAGUUUUUCUUUUUUUUUCUAAUUUGUUUGUUGCUUUUUUCAUGACAUUGCCAGUAGCUACAUCUUUUAAAAACGAACAGCAAUGUUUGUACUGGAUUAGAAGUAUGAGCUGGUUUUGUGAAUAAAAACAAAUGCAUGUAUUUGUGUCAAGAAUUUACAGCUCUGACGUCUGUCUACUUGUCUACUUGCAUGUUUUUUAAGAAACAGCAGCAAACUUUAAAAAAAAAUGACAGUAUGGAAAUGUUCAUAAAUCUUAUAGGUUGUUUCCUUUUCAAUAAGGUAAAAUAAAAAGCGAUUGGACAAGAAACAUAA
Pygocentrus nattereri (red-bellied piranha) is the source of this 3040-nucleotide messenger RNA. RefSeq names its product CXXC finger protein 5a (gene cxxc5a). Gene Ontology annotation, cellular component: nucleus. NCBI's taxonomy places the organism in Eukaryota, Metazoa, Chordata, Actinopteri, Characiformes, Serrasalmidae. Gene Ontology annotation, molecular function: methyl-CpG binding; zinc ion binding. The record is from RefSeq and is a predicted model, not a curated record. The coding region runs from base 839 to 1795 and encodes 318 amino acids. The transcript is spliced from 4 exons.